AUGGAUGAGUUAUGCACGGCUUGCCAUUGUACCGGUCGGAAACUCUUCUUUAUCACGGAAACUGGCUUCGAAAAUAUAUAUUUACAAAUUAUUAAUGAAAUACCGAUAUACAAUUUGUCCGACCUGUGUGUACGUAUUUGCUGGGAGUGUAAGGCUCUGUUACGUAAGCUACAAGGCUUCAAGGAACAAGUGAAAAGAUGUUACACCGAGUUAUUGCAGUAUGUUCAGCAGAAUACCACAAAACCUUUCCCGAGAUACCCUCGUCUCCAAACCCAACAGACUCAUCUUCUUUCUUACCCAAUAUCUGUAAAAGAAGAAGUAGAAGAGAAAUCAGCCCUCGAUAUAGACAUGCCAUUGACUGAUGAUGAUACGUUGAUGAAUGAUGAUGUACCAAUAAACGGUGAUGAUGAUUUUGAUGUGAAAAGUGAAGAAACUCAUUGUGAGCCUGAAACGUUUGUUAGAGAUUUAAAUUUAGAUGUAAUUAAGAAGAGAAAAGGAAUUAAGAAAGUGGCUAAACAUAUAAAAGAGAAAUCAAAGAAGAAACAGAAAAUUGAAAAGAAUGAAAAAGAAAUAAAGAAAAAAGUGAAAAAGAAACCUUUAGUUGUCAAAGAACCACGUCGUGUCAAACGCACUAUAGAAUCAAUUAUAGACUCUACUAUUUCUGAUUGUUACAAUAAAGAUAUGGAUCUAGAAGAUGAAGAGAAAAUUGAAGAAGAAAAGAGUAUAGAAAAGGGAGAAAAAUCAGAAGAGGCAACUGGAUUAACAGACACAGCUGACAAUGUAGAAAUAAUGAUAUAUCCAGCUGCAGGAUUUAAGCCGAAGCUCCGAAAGCCUCCGACCAAGUCAAACAACGUGGACAUCAAGAAAGUUACACAGUCUGAAAGACCCACAUGCACUGAGUGUGGGAAGACCUUCAGUUCUAGGAAGACUUAUAAAUAUCAUCUCAACGUACUACAUAAAGGACAAAACAGAUAUCCCUGCCCUCAAUGUGGGAAAGUGUAUCAAUGGAAAUCGAACCUGGGACGGCACAUUAGAAGUCACAAGGCGCGCGACUCAGGCGAGUUGUACUGCGAGACUUGUGACAAGCGGUUCGCUUCCGUCGCCACGUACAGACAACACCUCAGGAUAUCGCGGAGACAUGUCUCCGAGAGCGAGUUCAGUUUCAGUUGCAACGACUGCGGCAAGAAAUUUGUGAACAAGACUCGGCUGAGGGACCACAUCGAUUGGGAACACCUCAAGAAGAUUAAAUUCAAAUGCGUGAAGUGUAAUAAGCCGUUCAAGUGCCACACUUCCCUGUAUGUGCACAUGCAGAACGUCCACUGCGCCAAGGACCAGAAGCUGAACCUGUGUCAUGUCUGCGGCAAGUCUUAUCAGAACGCGGCGAAGCUGAAGUACCACAUCGUGGCGAUGCACACGAGCGAGACUCCCUACCAGUGCCAGCAGUGCAGCGCCGCCUUCGGCUGGUACUCCAGCCUCUACCGACACGUCAAGGAGGUGCACUACAAGAUAAAACUCCAAACCAAGAAGGGCAAGAAGCAGAAGAAGACGGAAGUGUUGCCGUCUCUGUUGCCGGUGAUGUCCCAACAACUAAUGUUGCAGCCCAUUCACCAGCCGGGGCCGGCGUGA
This is a messenger RNA of Arctia plantaginis, 1626 nucleotides long. Lineage: Eukaryota; Metazoa; Arthropoda; Insecta; Lepidoptera; Erebidae. The record is from the annotation of a GenBank genome assembly.